Molecule: messenger RNA, 1617 nt
Organism: Cajanus cajan (pigeon pea)
Lineage: Eukaryota; Viridiplantae; Streptophyta; Magnoliopsida; Fabales; Fabaceae
Source: RefSeq, a predicted model, not a curated record
GCGAUUAUAAAGCCAAUUUUCAUGCAUCACAAAUAAACUUGACACCAUCUCCAUCACAAUUCAUUCACAUUGUCAUUUGUCAGUGAGAGAGAGAGAGAAAGAAGAUGACCUCAGAGCUCAUUCACAGAACAACGCAGACACCAGAACCCCCCAAUCGCAGUUCCGGUUCAGCCACGCCGAUGAACCCAAUCCGACAGCGCCUGCCGUUCCUGCUGGUGGGGGUGGCCAUCGCCAGCGUGUUCUUCCACCUCCUCCCUUCUGGGUCCCUAGUGGCCGCCCCCCACGAGUCCUUCCUGGAAACGGAGUUGGCUCUGCCGACUCGGCGCGUGCUGUUGGAAGGAGCGUCGUCGGAGAAGAAGGGAAGGGUUCCUCUGGGAGUGAAGAGCAGAAAGCAGAAGAGGAUCCUGGUGACGGGUGGAGCGGGUUUCGUUGGAAGCCAUCUGGUGGACCGUUUGAUGGAAAGAGGCGAUAGCGUGAUCGUGGUGGAUAACUUCUUCACGGGAAGGAAAGAGAACGUGCUGCACCACAUGGGGAACCCCAACUUCGAACUCAUUCGACACGACGUCGUUGAACCCAUCCUUCUCGAGGUUGACCAGAUCUACCACUUGGCCUGCCCCGCUUCCCCUGUCCAUUACAAGUUCAACCCCGUCAAGACCAUCAAGACCAAUGUCGUUGGCACGCUCAACAUGCUCGGAUUGGCUAAGAGAAUAGGUGCACGUUUUUUGUUGACAAGCACCAGUGAGGUCUACGGUGAUCCCCUUCAGCACCCUCAGGCUGAGACCUACUGGGGCAACGUUAACCCCAUCGGCGUCAGGAGUUGUUAUGACGAGGGCAAGCGUACUGCAGAGACUUUGGCUAUGGACUAUCACAGAGGCGCGGGUAUUGAGGUGAGGAUUGCUCGAAUCUUCAACACUUACGGGCCCAGAAUGUGCAUUGAUGAUGGACGUGUAGUCAGUAACUUCGUUGCUCAGGCGUUGAGGAAGGAGCCAUUGACUGUUUAUGGCGAUGGAAAACAGACAAGAAGCUUUCAAUAUGUCUCAGACCUGGUUGAAGGCUUAAUGCGGUUGAUGGAAGGUGAGCAUGUUGGUCCUUUCAAUCUUGGCAACCCUGGUGAAUUCACCAUGCUUGAAUUGGCUCAGGUGGUACAAGAGACUAUAGACCCAAAUGCGAAGAUAGAGUUUAGACCAAACACAGAAGAUGAUCCACAUAAGAGGAAGCCAGACAUCUCCAAAGCGAAGGAGCUUCUUGGAUGGCAACCCUCUGUGUCCCUCCGUGAGGGACUUCCUCUAAUGGUCACUGAUUUCCGGCAAAGAUUGUUUGGUGAGUCAAAACUCACUGGGGGCAAAGCUGUAUCUGCAUAGAUUAUAAACUCAUCAGGUAGAAAACAGACGUGAAAAAAGUUAGUCAAAAUAAACACGUGUAACAAAUUUGGCUUCAGUAGCUCAUUUUGAAUUACAUUAGAUAUCUAUGUAUUAGUCAUUAAAUGAGAUUCAUAUUUAUACCUCUCGUAGCAAAAUAAACAGCAUCCCUGACAAGGGGAGAAAAUACUUUUUUUUUUCUUGUAUUUGUCUGUAUAUGUGUUUUACAAUCAUAUAUUGCGGAAUGCGUUCUUUUUUC